AAUAGUCGAUAACAUUGACACUCUUGAAUUAUCUCCAGGGAAGCAAGAGGAGCAGCGGCAGCGCGGCCCAGCGGCGCGGACGCGAGUCGGGUGGGCCAAAGAGAGAAGCGGGAUUCCGUGACGAUUCACGAUUACGAGCAAUACGUGCCGUACGCCGUACGUAGCCGUACGUGCGAAUACGAGCCGCACCGCGCACGCAGGUCGCAGACUGACGCAGACGGCAGAGCGUGUAUAUACGUGCAGGAGGCGGUGGACCGGCGGGUGGAGUGCGUAGCGGAGCAGCGGACAGUGGACAGGCGGGUCAGGUGUAUGGACGAGCCACAAGCGUGUUGUGACUUUCCUCGUCGGAGAAAUGUCGUCGGCAACCGCCGCGGCGGCGUUGGAGUAAACGUUGAAACAUGUCCGGGCCGAUAGUCGGUCGCGCGCAGACUGCACUUGGCGACGGCGACGGCGACGGCGUUCGAAGAACGGCAGGUGCGGAGGCGAUUUGCGCGAUCUGCGACAGGACUGACAAGCUGUCGAGGUGCUCGCGCUGCAAGGUCGUCUUCUACUGCACGAAGGAGCACCAGAGACGCGACUGGAAACGCCACCGGGAGUUUUGCGCGACCCAUCCUGCGGCAACCGCCGCGUCCACGGAGGAGUCGUACUCCGCCGCUGCCGCUGCCGCUGUCGCCGCGAACGAGAGUCUCCCGUUCAAGCGGCAUCCCUCCUCUGUCGGCAAUCGUACAGCCUCGAGCGCACUGGUUCCUAACCUAAAAAAUAUAAACGAACCUUCGGACGCAUCGUGGGGCUUGAACGUCACCUCGUCGGAGCCGUGUCGAAACGUGAAACAUUUGGCAGAUUCUAAUGCUCGAGAAGAGAACGGAUCGAAUCAACAGGAACGGAAAGAGAAUCAAAGUCUUAAGAAGAAAUCGAAUAGCGGAAAGGCAAGGAACACGCGGAAUAACAAAGUCGAUGGCUGGACGUCGCCUAUAACGUAUGAGGGAAGUUCAGAGGACACUAUACUGGGAGCACGGGCUGAGCUCUUGAAUCCCAUUUUAGAGAGUUCAAGGAUUUUCGAUAGCUUAAGCAACGCAGACCUUGGCUCGUCCACUCAACAUCGUAACGGCAUGAAGAACCUGUCGGAGAUACAGGAUCAAGAAGAAGAACUUUUGCCUCCUUUUCUACAUAGGAACAGAAGUAAUCUCGAAGAACUUCUAGACAAAAUUUGUCAAUAUGUGAUAAGGGAUAUGGACAAGUACGGUGUAUGUGUGGUAGACAAGUUUUUAGGCAAGGAAAGAGGUCUCAAGGUGUUAGGUGAAGUGUUGAAUAUGUAUAGUGCCGGAUUAUUUCAAGACGGACAAUUGGUUUCUAAUAAAGGUAGCGCUAAUGACUUAAAGACGAUACGUGGCGACGAAAUAAUAUGGCUGGAUGGAAAAGAAGAACAGUGUGAAAAUAUUGGCACGCUGAUAUCACAGGUUGAUGCGAUCAUCAUGAGAGCCAAUAAAAUGCACAAUAACGGAAAAAUAGGAAACUAUACCAUCACUGGAAGAACGAAAGCGAUGGUAGCUUGUUAUCCCGGUCACGGCUCACAUUACGUGAAACAUGUGGAUAAUCCUAACCGAGACGGACGUUGCAUCACAGCCAUUUAUUAUCUUAAUCGGGAUUGGGACGUCAAGGAAAAUGGCGGACUUUUGAGGAUAUUUCCCGAAGGUUGGCGUGAUCAAGUAGCAAACAUAGAACCUUUAUUCGACAGAAUAUUAUUUUUCUGGUCGGACAGGCGAAAUCCACAUGAAGUGCAGCCAGCAUUUAAAACGAGAUAUGCCAUUACGCUUUGGUACUUUGACGCCGAAGAAAGGAAUCAGGCUUGCCGAAGAUAUCAAAGAGAAAGAGAACUACAUACGAAGAAUAAUAGUUCGUGAGAUAUAGAACGUGAAGGAUUAUUACGCCGUCCGAUUGGACUGAAGUUACACUUGUACAUAAAAUAUUAUGUAUUAUGAUAAUUUUUGCAGGAGGAAUUGAAUAACGUACGAAGAAAAUUAUCGAAGACAAUGCGUGUUUGCGAAGAAGUGCAAUAGAUGUAAGAGCGUACUUUUUUUUACAGAUGGCACUGUAAUAUAUGUGAUGAGUUAAUGUGUGUAGUUGUUGCAAUUUACGCUUAUAUAUACAUAUAUAUGUAUGUAUGUAUAUAUAAAAUCCUUUAUUUCAUUUUCUGAGAUUCUACGUGUUUGCACUUUGUAACCUAAUAUUUAAAAUUUGCUUCCUAUUUUAAAGAAAACUUAUAUUUGUGUCGAUCAUUAACUCUCUUCCGUUAUGUAAAGUAUUAACGAUAUUUAGAGCAUGUUGCAUUUGAAAUAUUUUAAGCAAAACUAUAGAAUAUACAAGAAUUUCUUCCAAAAAUUAUUACCAUUAAUCUAUCUUAACUUCAACUAAAUUUGUUUCUGUAAUGCGCCAUUUUUUUUAGCAAUAUCAAAGCAACUAGUUGCUAAAGGAUAAAAUUAUAUUGCUCACACAAAGUGUAAUGUUAGUAUUAUCAUGUUGUAAUGUUACGAUUGGACAUUAACAACUUUUUACGCUUACAUAAAGAUCAUGUUUGGUUUAUUACGGCCAGUAAUUGAUUGACUUAUGCUUCCAGUGCAACAAAAUUGAAAUAAAUUGGGGCCCAGUCUGUACCUGUAUAAUGUUAUGUAUAUUUCAAAAUGGUAGAAACACUGUGUUUAAUAUUCUAUGUACCUAUUUAUAUGAAUUGAUAGAAAAGAAUAAGCAUACGCGUACCAUCUAUGUCCUAUUUAGGUCUGACACAAUCCUAUUAGUUAUCCCACUAUAGGAAAUACAAAAGCAAGCAAACAAUUAGAGAAAGGUAUUACGUUCGUGAUAUUAUAAAUAUUCCAUCCUAAAAAUUGAAAUUGUCGUAAGUUCCUUCUCAAUAUUUCCUAUUGUAUCAUUGGACACAGAAAAUUAAUUGUAAGAAAUUAUCCGCAGAAGCCCUUCUCAUGAUUAAAUUAUUUUUGUCCUUUGGGCUUAAUUUGUUUCAGCGUUUACAUAGUGUAAAAAAUUACAAUUUAAGGACCUAUUAUCGGUGCGUUUUCGAAAUAUUGUAAAAAUAAACAAGAUUUUGUUAUCAAAGCGAAAUAAAUAUACAAAAUUA
Wasmannia auropunctata (little fire ant) is the source of this 3127-nucleotide messenger RNA. It is a transcript of the gene Hph, whose product is annotated as egl nine homolog 1. The record is from RefSeq and is a predicted model, not a curated record. The coding region runs from base 399 to 1901 and encodes 500 amino acids. NCBI's taxonomy places the organism in Eukaryota, Metazoa, Arthropoda, Insecta, Hymenoptera, Formicidae. Gene Ontology annotation, biological process: cellular response to hypoxia; peptidyl-proline hydroxylation to 4-hydroxy-L-proline. Gene Ontology annotation, molecular function: peptidyl-proline 4-dioxygenase activity; L-ascorbic acid binding; ferrous iron binding. Gene Ontology annotation, cellular component: cytoplasm; nucleus. The transcript has 5 exons.